Spodoptera litura is the source of this 1536-nucleotide messenger RNA. RefSeq names its product tyrosyl-DNA phosphodiesterase glaikit (gene gkt). The record is from RefSeq and is a predicted model, not a curated record. Gene Ontology annotation, molecular function: double-stranded DNA binding; single-stranded DNA binding; 3'-tyrosyl-DNA phosphodiesterase activity. NCBI's taxonomy places the organism in Eukaryota, Metazoa, Arthropoda, Insecta, Lepidoptera, Noctuidae. Gene Ontology annotation, cellular component: nucleus. Gene Ontology annotation, biological process: DNA repair.
AAAAUGACAGUAGCUAUUGUCAAAUCUGGAAUCUAAUUAAAAUUCUGACUAUAGUUUCAAAAUUACUUGAAAACUGGCUUUAAUUCCGAUAUGAGUACACCGAAUAAAAGGAAAGAUAACAUGGAAGAUAGCGGUAUCAAUGCAAAAAGAUGUAAAUCUGAGUGUCCGUACGCAGAGAAAUGUUUCAGACUAAAUCCUAUACACUUUAGAGAGUAUAGCCAUGCUCAUUUGGAAUCAAUCCUGGACUCGUACACUGGUACCGGAGAGUUUCCGAUCCCAUCGAAGCUGUCUGGUCAGAGACAGAUGUAUGUGGAUCAGUUAAAGAUGAUGGUCCACAAACAGAUAUAUGCACACGGCAGGAACUUUGACAUUGAUGCUAGUAGCAGUGCAGGAGCCACACAGAACAGCACUGUGGUUAAAAAAGAAGAGAAGAGGGACACUCCUUCUACUUCGAGCAGUAAUAUAGAACCUACUGCUUCUAGCAGUAGAAGUGGAGAGUCAAGUUAUAACUCUUCUAGAAGUAGAGAACGAGGGAGUAAGACUGCUUCUAGCAGUAUGGAGCGUGUUAAAGACAGUGACUAUCGUCCUAUAGUGCCUCCGACGCGUCGUGCGGAAGAUUUCUUAUCUGUGGUUGUCCCUAAGGGCAAUAUGGCCUCCAAACACAUCGCCAACGGCCCCUUCCACGUGUUCUAUACAACUAUUAAAGAUUCAAAGAAAACACACAAUCAGCCGUAUUCCAUAACAUUUUUAGAAAUCCUCGAUAGUAGCUUAGGGGAACUAAAAUGCUCCCUUCAGAUCAACUUCAUGGUGGAAAUAGGAUGGCUACUGGCACAAUACUACUUCGCUGGAUAUAGCGAGAAAAAACUAACAAUUUUAUAUGGAGAAGAAUGUUCAGAAUUAAAAAACAUCAGUCAGAAGAAACCGCAGGUGACUGCUCACCAAGUCACCAUGUCGUCUCCCUUCGGGAAACACCACACUAAAAUGAUGAUACUGUGUUACGAGGACGGGUCGCUUCGAGUCGUGAUCUCCACAGCCAACCUGUAUCUGGACGACUGGGAAAAUCGAACGCAAGGAUUAUGGUUCAGUCCGUCCUGUCCGGAGUUGCCGGCUGACUCGAUGCCACACGAAGGAGAUUCGCCGACGUUUUUCAAAUCAAGUCUACUCAAAUAUUUGAAUAAUUAUCAUUUACCGGACUUAGCGUUUUACGUGGAAAGGGUAAAACGAUGCAAUUUCAGUCAUAUAAACGUAUUCCUAGUAGCUUCAGUGCCGGGGUCACAUUUCGACGCCGACUGGGGUAUGACCCGAGUGGGGUCACUGUUGAGGCAACAUUGCUGCAUACCCCCUGAGGAGACCAAGAAUUGGCCCCUAAUAGCCCAAGCUAGCAGUAUUGGGAGCUAUGGGAAGGACCCUAAGCUGUGGUUGACUGGGGAUUUUCUGCACAAUUUUACUAAAAUCAAGAAUCAGUCCCAACUUUUGUCGUCUCCGCCGGAACUGAAGAUCGUUUACCCGUCUUUAGGUAACUCAAGUCAAUUUUAA